UGGGUAACAGAGGCUGAUGAUUGAACGGAUUGAGGUUAUCUGAGAGAUAGCAAUGGCUCACUUGCCAUUGAAUAGAUAGCAACAGCCCACUUGUUGUGACCAUGAAAUGGGUGAUGAGGAGGUGAGGGUGUCGAGGGGGGAGGGAUCUUCUUGAGCCUGCCCAACUCUGGCUGUCACUGUCUCUGCUGCCAUGACAACAACGCAGGAACCGAAGACAACUUUCCCUCCUUUCAGGGUUCCAUCUCUUAGCGCAUGCGAUCGAGCUGCUCGUGUGAUGGAUUGGAAUGCGAACGCGUCCUUGCUGUGGGAUUGGGACAACCACGCGCCAUUUGGUGGGAAUUACAAGUUGUCUGCCGCCGCCGCCGCCGCCGGCGGUGGCGCUUCCUCUGGCUCUGAAUUGGUGAAUGGUUCCUCGUCCAAGAGCACCAUCUCUGCUUCCUUCGAUUCCUCGCCGAAGGCAGGAAAGCGACCUGGGUGGGACGCUGACCCGAAGAAUCACGGCAAGAACAGAACUCUACUGGAAGCUGGUUCUUCCCCAGCUGUAGCGCAGACGCAUGGAUUGGAGGAGUCACAAAUAGGGUUGAAGCUUGGUAAGAGAACCUACUUCGAGGAUGUCUCAGCUGAGAGUACCGCGAAGAACCCCUUGCCCUCUUUGGAUUCUGCAGCGGCACCUUCUGCUCUGGUCAAGAAGGCGAGAGCGUCUUAUCAGAGUGCACAUAGUACCUGCUGCCAAGUUGAAGGUUGCAAUAUCGAUCUUAGUGGAGCCAAGGAGUAUCACCGGAAGCACAGGGUCUGUGAAACCCAUUCCAAAUCCCCCAAGGUCAUCGUCGCCGGUCGGGAGAGCCGGUUUUGUCAGCAGUGUAGCAGGUUCCAUGAUUUGUCGGAGUUUGAUCAGAAAAAGAGAAGUUGUCGAAGGCGUUUAUCUGAUCAUAAUGCACGACGUCGCAAGCCACGACCAAACAUAAUCUCCUUCAAUUCAACGACCUUUUCUCCGUCGGUUUACAAUGAUAAAUAUCAGAUGAACAUGCUAUGGAAUAAAUCUCCUUUUGGUCACAUGAAACCAGUGGCAACCACCACAAGUGAAGCUUCUAAAAAAUUCAAGCUUGCACAAAUGAGAGGAUCAUGGGUGAAAUCAAGCAAAGAAAGCAGCAUGUAUGGGCAGCUGCAUAUGCCAGACACUCAGCUACCAAAUGGCUUUACUGCAAAUUAUCAUGAUGUAGACAAGCCCUUGCCACUCAAAGGCACUGCCGCCGAAGUACUCAAUCAAGGUUCAGAGGCAUCUGCAGGAGCUUCGAACUUGGACAGAGCACCAGAUCUUCGGCGUGCUCUCUCUCUUCUGUCAACCAGUUCUUGGGGUUCUCCCGACCCAGGAGGCCACGGACAAACUCCUUUCAUUAUCAUGGAUGCUAAGCAUGCCAGUUCGGCACAGCCCACUAUACCUGUCGCGAAUCCCUCAAAUCACUGGAUCUACAGAGAGCCUGUAUCUCAACAAGCUCAACCACUCCUGUUUAGCAUGCACAGAAAUGGCAACCAGACCCAGGAGUUUCAGCUGCAAAAAGCCCCUUAUAGGGAUACUUUCUUUGACCCCACUCAGAUUUACUGACGUCGAGAAGUCAAUCGACCAACUGCAGAUUUAAGAUCAAUGGUUGGUUUUCUAUCUCGACGUGCUGUUGCCAGGAUACUUUGGAUGCCAGUUUUGCAUUAGAUUUUUAGCUCCAGCUGCUGCUCCAUUGUGAAGAACAGCAUUAUGGGUUGACCUCAAUUGUUGAUCAUGCACAACAGGCAGUAGUGGAUGUAAGAAGAUGGUCUGUUUUAUGUUAAUUAGUCUAUGACUCCUAUGCCUUUCCCAGACGAUGGAUUUGGGAGACUUUGCAAGGUUUAGGAGGGUGUGCUGUGUAGUUUCUUUCACUUUUGGUAUGCUGUGGUACUGAUCUGUAGCAAGACUUCCUUUAGAUAUAUCUUUGCACCAGUGUUGGUGAUUCUGGUGUCUGCCUAACUCAUGUAUGUGACCUUAAUUACAUCAGAUCUCCUAUCAAUUAGCUCAAGUUAGAUCCA
Molecule: messenger RNA, 2055 nt
Organism: Musa acuminata AAA Group (dessert banana)
Lineage: Eukaryota; Viridiplantae; Streptophyta; Magnoliopsida; Zingiberales; Musaceae
Product: squamosa promoter-binding-like protein 12
Exons: 6
Coding region: 191-1603 (470 amino acids)
Cellular component (GO): nucleus
Molecular function (GO): DNA binding
Source: RefSeq, a predicted model, not a curated record